AUGGAGAAAGCCGCCUCCCGACCGCCUCGCAAGGACACUGUGUUGAGCCGCCGCUAUAUCGAGGGCUUGAUUGCAGAUGGGAAACAUGUCAUUAUCUUCGAGGGCCGUGUCCUGAAGGUAGACGCCUUUCUCAAGUUUCACCCCGGUGGAGAGAAACCAAUCAAGCACAUGGUAGGCAGAGAUGCCACAGAUGAGAUCAAUGCGCUACACUCCAAAGAAGCUCGCGAACGUAUGCUCUCGUUUCAAAUCGGCCGAAUCCAAGAGCCCUGGAUCAACUUCCUGCCUGUCAUCCAGGGUGGCAAGUUCCGGUUUUACACAGAAGAGACCUGCUCCAGCGAGGAGGAUCUGCCUAGUCAGGACACCUCCAGCCAGGAGGGAUCGCUACCACCCUCUCCGAUCUUCGACGCCAUCGACUCCAAGUCCGUGAUUCGCCGCAAACGUUCCUCGCCAGGCACCGAUAGCUCCGCAUCCACUCCACCAAACGAAGAAUCACACUCCAAGUUCGGCUUUCUGGACGCUCGAACCCGCGAUGAAAUAGCCCUAGAUACCUCAAAAUACCCCUCGCUGGAUUUCGCGUGUCAGGAAAACAUCAAGCAAAAAUACCGUGCGCUAAAUCAGCGCAUGUUGGAUGAGGGCAUGUUCGAUUGCAACUAUUGGGCCUAUUUUGUUGAGUGCUGCCGUUACACACUCUUCGCCGCGCUGGCCUAUACGUUUCUGCGCAUGGGCUGGUGGGGGACGUCCGCGUUCUGGCUUGGGUGUGUCUGGCAUCAGCUUGUGUUUACAGCCCAUGAUGCUGGCCACAUGGGAAUUACUCACAAUUUCCACUUCGACACCGUCAUUGGUAUCAUUAUUGCAGACUUCAUUGGAGGUCUGAGCUUAGGGUGGUGGAAGCGCAGCCAUAAUGUACACCAUAUCGUGACCAACGAGCCCGAGCACGAUCCCGAUAUUCAGCACAUCCCGUUCUUUGGCAUUUCACAUCGCUUUUUCAACAGCCUGCGGAGUACUUACUACGACCGUGAAAUGACCUUCGAUAUCCCAUCUCAGUCCUUGCUCAAACUACAACAUUAUACCUACUAUCCAAUUAUGAUGCUUGCCCGCUUCAAUCUCACCCGUCUGAGCUGGGAGUACUUGCUGAAGGGUCAAGCGCCUAGAAAAGGCCCGGCAUGGUGGCACGUUUAUCUCGAGUUUGUUGGCCAGGCGUUCUUCUGGUACUGGUACGGUUACGUCGUGCUUUACAAAACUAUUCCCGACUGGAGCAGCCGCCUGCUCUUCCUCUUGGUGUCCCACGUCAUCCCCUCCCCCUUGCAUGUCCAAAUCACACUGUCGCAUUUCGCUAUGUCCACUGCCGACCUCGGGAUUCACGAAUCUUUCCCCCAGAAAAUGCUGCGCACCACUAUGGAUGUCGAUUGUGCCCCUUGGUUGGACUUUUUCCACGGUGGUCUGCAGUUCCAGGCUAUCCACCACCUUUACCCUCGGAUGCCACGUCACAAUCUCCGUCAGGCCCAGAAGUAUAUCCUAGAAUUCUGUCGCGAAACCGAGAUUCCGUACGCUAUAUUCACGUUCUACGACGGCAACAAGGAGGUCAUCAGCCGACUCGGCGACGUCGCCAAGCAGCUUCGCAUCAUGGAAGAGUGUCGAAAGUCGAUUGCGGAGGAGGGCGUCUUUUCCCAUCAUCACUGA
This is a messenger RNA of Penicillium waksmanii, 1680 nucleotides long. RefSeq names its product fatty acid desaturase. The coding region runs from base 1 to 1680 and encodes 559 amino acids. NCBI's taxonomy places the organism in Eukaryota, Fungi, Ascomycota, Eurotiomycetes, Eurotiales, Aspergillaceae. Gene Ontology annotation, molecular function: oxidoreductase activity, acting on paired donors, with oxidation of a pair of donors resulting in the reduction of molecular oxygen to two molecules of water; heme binding. Gene Ontology annotation, biological process: lipid metabolic process. The transcript is spliced from 2 exons. The record is from RefSeq and is a predicted model, not a curated record. Gene Ontology annotation, cellular component: membrane.